GAAGGUACACAGUAGGGGUAGUGGGUUUAUGGCCAGCAUUUUGUCAUGGGGCCUGUGCAUCUGGGGACGUGGCUUCUGCUGUUAGCUGUGUCCGGGGCUUGGGCUGGCUCGUCGAAGGAGGAGGAUGGUGACACAGAACGACUGCCCAGUAAAUGCGAAGUGUGUAAGCUGCUGAGCCUGGAGCUACAGGAAGAGCUGAGUCGCACUGGAAGAUCCCGAGAAGUAUUGGAGUUGGGGCAGGUACUGGACACAGGCAAGAGGAAGAGACAUGUCCCUUACAGUGUCUCAGAAACGAGACUGGAAGAGGCCUUGGAGAAGCUGUGUGAGCGGAUCCUGGAUUAUAGUGUCCAUGCUGAGCGCAAGGGCUCGCUGAGAUAUGCCAAGGGGCAGAGUCAGACCAUGGCAACACUGAGAGGCCUGGUGCAGAAAGGGGUGAAGGUGGAUCUGGGGAUCCCUCUGGAACUGUGGGACGAACCCAGCGUGGAGGUCACGUUCCUUAAGAAGCAGUGUGAGACAAUGCUGGAGGAGUUUGAAGAUGUUGUGGGAGACUGGUACUUCCACCACCAGGAGCAGCCCCUGCAGCAUUUUCUCUGUGAAGGUCAUGUGCUGUCAGCUGCUGAAACUGAUUGCUUACAGGAAACUUGGACUGGAAAGGAGCAGGUCACUGAUGGGCAAGAGAAGACAGAGGAGGAAGAGGAGGAGGAAGAGACUAACACAGCAGGUCACCCUAAACAUGACCCAGAGGAUCUUUGAACCUUUAGCCCCCAGGAGGGGCAAAGGUCAUGGAGAAGAUGAGCAGGAGUGUGUGCAUGUGUGAGUGACUUUACCCGGAGCUUGUACUUGUUUCCCAUUUGGUCUUAGGCAAAAUCUUGGUGAUGCAGCAUGGCGUGGCUGUGGGGAGAAGGCAGGUGCUGUAGAUAGAGGCCUACCGUAACUGCUUGUCAGUGAAUCUUCUAGUUGCCGUCAGGUGUGUGUGUGUGUGUGUGUGUGUGUGUGUGUGGGUGGUGACAGCUUUUCCUUUAAUAUCUGUUCCUCCCCACUCCACCCAGAGGUCAGCAAUGGCAUAGAAACCAUGGACCUUAGGAACCUUUGCACCAUGGGGGUUUUUAGACCCUGACAAGGAAGGAGCCAGGAUAAACAUUCGCUAAGACUUAAAAUAUGUUACCUGCAUCCUGGAGGCUACAUGUCAACAAACUGAACAAAGAUGGGGACAAUGAAUGGGAGUGGGACGAUGUUGAUCGCUGAGGUGGGGUAGAUUUUUGUACUACUCCAUACUUGUUUCACCCAGGGAUGCACCGUAUUAUUUCAAAGGUGCCAAUUUUUCUAUAUCACUAGUAAACUUUGGAGGAAAAAGGAGAGCAAAAUAAAAUCCCCAGCUACAUCCAAA
Messenger RNA from Erinaceus europaeus (western European hedgehog), 1387 nucleotides. RefSeq names its product canopy FGF signaling regulator 4 (gene CNPY4). Gene Ontology annotation, molecular function: signaling receptor binding. Gene Ontology annotation, cellular component: endomembrane system. Lineage: Eukaryota; Metazoa; Chordata; Mammalia; Eulipotyphla; Erinaceidae. The transcript has 6 exons. The record is from RefSeq and is a predicted model, not a curated record. Bases 46 to 753 code for a protein of 235 amino acids.